CUCCCCCAUUCCCUCUCGCCGAGCGUGCAUUCUGCCUUGGGGACGGCCGAGCCAUGGCAGCCCUGCUGAGAUCCGCCCGCUGGCUCCUCCGGGCCGGGGCGACCCCGCGCCUCCCGCUAUCCCUGCGCCUCCUGGCAGGUGGCGCGAGCCGGCUGCACGCCGCCCCUUUUCUGCCCGCCGCCCGCGCCGGGCCGGUCGCCGGAGGGCUGCUGAGCCAAGCCAGGCUAUAUGCCAUUGCUGUUGAGAAAAAGAAUUAUCUUCAAGAGGAGCCCUCCUCUCAUAGAAAGAAUGCCAGUCAAUUUGACUGGGCUCUAAUGAGACUGGAUAAUUCUGUCCGAAGAACUGGCCGCAUCCCAAAGACUCUUCUACAAAAAGUCUUUGAUAACACCUGUCACUCAGGGAGCCCAGGUGGUAAUCAAGCCUUGCUUCUCCUGCGCAGCUGUGGUUCUCUCUUGCCUGAACUACAGCUAUCAGAGAGAACCGAAUUUGCUCAUAGGAUAUGGGACAAACUUCAGAAAUUGGGUACUGUGUAUGAUGUAAGUCAUUAUAAUGCUUUACUUAAAGUCUAUCUUCAAAAUGAAUAUAAAUUUUCACCAACUGACUUCUUGGCAAAAAUGGAGGAAGCAAACAUUCAACCAAAUCGAGUGACAUACCAGAGGUUGAUCGCAGCUUAUUGUAAUGUAGGAGAUAUUGAAGGUGCCAGCAAGAUUCUUGGAUUUAUGAAAACUAAGGACCUGCCAAUCACGGAGGCAGUUUUCAGUGCUCUUGUUACAGGGCAUGCAAGAGCCGGAGAUAUAGAGAAUGCAGAAAAUAUUCUCACAGUGAUGAAAGAGGCUGGAAUUGAGCCUGGUCCAGACACAUACUUAGCAUUAUUGAAUGCAUAUGCUGAAAAGGGUGACAUUGAUCAUGUUAAGCAGACUCUGGAGAAGGUGAAGAAGUCUGAUCUUUACCUUAUGGACCGUGAUUUAUUGCAAAUUAUUUUUAGUUUCAGUAAAGCUGGGUAUUCUCAAUAUGUCCCAGAAAUUUUGGAAAAAAUUACAUAUGAAAGAAGAUAUAUUCCAGAUGCAAUGAACCUCAUUCUGCUUUUAGUCACUGAAAAAUUGGAAGAUACAGCAUUCCAAAUUUUAUUAGCAUGUCCUGUAUCAAGGGAAGACAAUCUGAAUGACUUUGGCAGUUUCUUUUUACGACACUGUGUGACUAUGAAUACGCCUGCAGAGAAGCUGAAAGAUUAUUGCAAGCAGUUAAAGGAAUCCCAGAUGCAUACAUCUCCUUUGCAGUUCACACUCCACUGCGCAUUACAAGCCAAUAAAACUGAUUUGGCAAAAGCUCUAAUGAAGGCUCUGAAGGAAGAAGGUUUUCCUGUCAGAACUCAUUAUUUCUGGCCAUUGCUAGCUGGACAUCAGAAGGAGAAAAAUGUUCAAGGUAUAAUUGAAGUUCUCAAAGCAAUGAAUGAAGUGGGAGUAAAUCCUGAUCAGGAGACCUAUAUAAAUUACGUGUUUCCAUCCUUUGAUAGCGUGAGGUCAGUUCGUGGGGUUUUGCAGGAAAAUGGAUGUCUACCUGAAAAUAAUGUAUUUUCACAAGCUGAAUUCAGAAGCGAAGCAGUUACUGGGAAUUUAUCCUAUGUUUUAUCAUUUUUGGAAUCGAAUACAUUGCCUUUCUCAUUUGCUUCUUUGAGAGGCAGCCUAAUUCUAGGCUUUAGGAGGUCUAUGGAUAUAAAUCUUUGGAGCAAGAUAACAGAACUGUUGUACAAGGAUGGACGUUAUUGCCAGGAGCCUCCAGGACCAACGGAAGCUGUUGGCUAUUUUCUUUAUAACUUGAUUGACAGCAUGAGUGACUCAGAGGUACAGGCCAAGGAGGAGCGUUUGAGACAAUACUUCCAUCAGCUGAAGGAGAUGAAUGUAAAAAUUCCUGAAAAUAUCUACAGAGGCAUUCGUAAUCUACUGGAUAGCUACCACGUUCCUGAAUUGAUUAAGGAUGUUAAUAUGUUGGUUGACAGAGAGAAGAUAGACUCUCGAAAAACUACACAGCUUACAUCAUCUGUUUUGGAGUCUACACUUGAAAAACUAAAAGCUGAAAAUCAACCUAUAGGAGAUGUCCUAAAACAACUCAUACUAGUGCUUUGUUCAGAAGAGAACAUGCAAAAAGCUCUUGAAUUGAAAGCAAAAUAUGAAUCGGACAUGGUUGUUGGUGGCUAUGCAGCUUUAAUAAAUUUGUGCUGUCGACAUGAUAAUGCAGAAGAUGCAUUGAACCUGAAACAAGAAUUUGACCGUUUAGAUCCAUCUGCUGUCCUUGACACCAGCAAGUAUGUAGGCCUUGUAAAAGUAUUGGGAAAACAUGGCAAGCUCCAAGAUGCUAUUAACAUUCUAAAGGAGAUGAAAGAGAAGGAUGUUCUUAUCAAAGAUGCAACAGUCUUGUCCUUUUUCCACAUCCUGAAUGGCGCAGCUUUAAGAGGUGAAACUGAAACAGUAAAACAGUUGCACAAAGCCAUCAUGACUCUGGGGUUAGCGAAACCAUCCACUGCCUUAAGUUCCCCACUGGUCACUCUGUAUCUGGAAAAGGAUGACUUAAGUGCCGCUCUUGAAGUCACCAUUGACUGCUAUGAAAAGUAUAAAGUAUUACCAAGGAUUCAUGAUGUCUUAUGUAAACUAAUAGAGAAAGGCGAGACUGAUCUAAUUCAGAAAGCAAUGAACUUUGUGAGCCAAGAACAAGGUGAAAUGACAAUGCUGUAUGAUCUCUUUUUCGCCUUCCUACAAACAGGAAAUUACAAAGAGGCCAAGAAGAUCAUUGAGACUCCAGGCAUUAGAGCUCGAUCUUCAAGACUUCAGUGGUUUUGUGAUAGAUGCAUUUCAAGUAAUCAGGUUGAAACUCUAGAAAAAUUAGUGGAGCUAACGCAGAAGCUAUUUGAAUGUGAUAGAGACCAGCUGUACUACAGUCUGCUAAAACUAUAUAAAAUAAAUGGUGACUGGCAAAGAGCUGAUGCUGUCUGGAAUAAAAUGCAAGAAGAAAAUAUUAUUCCUCGUGCAAAGACCUUAAGAUUAUUAGCAGAAAUCCUUAGAAACAAUAAUCAGGAGGUUCCAUUUGAUGUACCUGAGUUGUGGUAUGAGGAUGAAAAGCAUUCCCUGAGUUCAUCACCACCUUCACGUGAAGAAGCAAAUAUCCAGAAAGAUCUGUUGAAUGCCUGCCAACGAAAGAAAAGCAAAGAUGCAUAUAGUAUUUUCCUGAAAGCACACAAGCAAAACAUUGUGCUGAACAAUGAAACUUAUGGCAGUCUUAUAAAAUUACUUUUGGAGAAGGAUAGCUUCUUACAAGCAAUGCAAGUGAAAGAUGUCGCUGAGACCCACAUCAAGGGCUUCACACUGAACGAUGCUGCCAACAGCCUCCUCAUCAUAACGCAAGUUAGGCGGGAUUAUUUGAAAGAGGCUCUAAAAACGCUAAAAACCGCCUUAGAUCUGGAGCAAACACCUUCUAGGAUAGCAGUGACCCGCCUUAUUCAGGCAUGUGCCUUGAAGGGUGAUGUAGAAAGUAUACAGGAGAUUCAGAAGAUGGUAAAUGGACUUGAAGAUUCAAUUGGACUUUCAAAUAUGGUUUUCAUCAAUAACAUUGCUUUGGCACAAAUAAAGAACAAUAACAUAGAUGUUGCAAUUGAAAACAUUGAAAAUAUGCUUACUUCUGGAAAUGAAACCGUGAAACCCCAGUACUUUGGCUUGACAUACUUAUUCAGAAAAGUAAUAGAGGAGCAGUUGGAACCAGCAGUUGAAAAGAUAAGCAUCAUGGCAGAGAGACUGGCCAAUCAGUUUGCAGUUUACAAACCUGUCACUGAUCUUUUCCUUCAGCUUCUGGAUUCAGGCAAAGUGGAUGACGCCAGAGCUCUCCUACAGAGAUGUGGCGCGAUUGCUGAACAAACUGCAAUUUUCUUGGUGUUCUGCGUUAGGAGUUCUCGGAAACCAGGAAAGGCAUCAACUCUGAAAUCUUUGUUAGAAUUGAUUCCUGAAUUAAUUGAAAAGGAAGAAGCAUACACUUCUAUCAUGAAAAGCUAUGUCUUAGACAAGGAUGCUGCGUCUGCUAAAGCACUGUAUGAAAAUUUGACUGCAAGGAAUAUAAAAUUGAAUGAUCUGUUUCUAAAGCGUUACGCAGUUUUGCUGAAGAAUGCUGGUGAGCCUGUCCCUUUCACCGAACCCCCUGAAAGCUUCGAAUUUUAUGCAAAGCAGCUAAAGGAAUCAAGGGGAAAUCCUCUGUGAAAUAAGCAGUCACUACUUUAUUUUGUGUGUAUUUGUGGUUCAGUGUCUAAAAUGUUAUUUUUUAAAUAUAUUUGAGAGGACAGAAUAAAUAAAUGAAAAGUUA
Molecule: messenger RNA, 4341 nt
Organism: Acinonyx jubatus (cheetah)
Lineage: Eukaryota; Metazoa; Chordata; Mammalia; Carnivora; Felidae
Gene: LRPPRC
Product: leucine rich pentatricopeptide repeat containing
Exons: 38
Coding region: 54-4238 (1394 amino acids)
Molecular function (GO): protein binding
Source: RefSeq, a predicted model, not a curated record